Messenger RNA from Miniopterus natalensis, 1782 nucleotides. It is a transcript of the gene SNTG1, whose product is annotated as syntrophin gamma 1. Gene Ontology annotation, cellular component: intracellular anatomical structure; dystrophin-associated glycoprotein complex. Lineage: Eukaryota; Metazoa; Chordata; Mammalia; Chiroptera; Miniopteridae. The record is from RefSeq and is a predicted model, not a curated record. Gene Ontology annotation, molecular function: structural molecule activity; protein binding.
CCUUGGAAAUAAACACCGUUCAUGAGGCGACCGCAGCUGUCCCUGGAUAUAGCUUUGUGACAGGAGGCUCCAGAACUACCCAGAGAAACGAAAAGACCUCAUUCUUCACCUGGCAGACAACGUCCUCUGCGGGGCCACAGCACAUGGAUUUCCGGACUCCCUGUGAGGAGACAAAGACAGGGGUUUGUUUGCUGCAGGAUGGUAACCAGGAGCCUUUCAGAGUCCGGCUGCACCUGGCCAGAGACAUUCUGAUGAUCCAGGAGCAGGAUGUGAUAUGCGUGUCGGGGGAGCCUUUCUACUCCGGUGAAAGAACAGUGACCAUUAGAAGACAAACUGUAGGUGGAUUUGGAUUAAGCAUAAAGGGGGGAGCUGAGCAUAACAUUCCAGUCGUCAUUUCAAAAAUCUCCAAGGAGCAAAGAGCAGAGCUCUCGGGACUGCUCUUCAUCGGGGACGCGAUCCUGCAGAUAAAUGGAAUCAAUGUGAGAAAAUGCAGACACGAGGAGGUGGUCCAGGUCCUCAGGAACGCGGGCGAGGACGUGACCCUGACCGUGGCCUUUCUGAGAAGAGCGCCUGCCUUCCUCAAGCUGCCCCUGAACGAGGACUGCGCGUGUGCCCCAAGUGACCAGAGUAGCGGCACUUCCUCUCCCCUCUGUGACAGCGGCUUACAUCUCAACUAUCACCCCAACAAUACGGACACACUGUCGUGUUCGUCGUGGCCGACGUCCCCGGGCCUGCGAUGGGAAAAGCGGUGGUGUGACCUCAGGCUGAUCCCUCUGCUUCACUCUCGGUUCUCUCAGUAUGUGCCUGGCACGGAUUUGAGUCGGCAGGACGCCUUCCAGGUGGUGGCCGUGGACGGCGUGUGCAGCGGGGUCCUCCGGUGCCUGUCUGCGGACGACUGUGCCGACUGGCUCCAGGCCAUCGCGGCCAACAUCUCCAGCCUCACCAAGCACAACAUUAAAAAAAUCAACAGGAACUUCCCUGUAAACCAGCAGAUAGUCUACAUGGGUUGGUGUGAGGCCCGGGAGCAGGACCCCCUGCAGGACUGUGUGUACUCUCCGAUAUUUCUAGCCCUGAGGGGUUCGUGUCUUUACAAGUUUCUGGCACCUCCGGUGACGACGUGGGACUGGACCCGAGCAGAAAAAACAUUUUCAGUUUAUGAGAUCAUGUGCAAGAUUCUCAAGGACAGCGAGCUGCUGGACCGGCGCAGGCACUGCUUCACCGUGCAGGCCGAGUCGGGCGAGGACCUCUACUUCUCCGUGGAGCUGGGCUGCGACCUGGCCCAGUGGGAAAGGGCCUUCCAGACGGCCACCUUCCUGGAGGUAGAGCGCAUACAGUGCAAGACGUAUGCGUGUGUACUAGAAAGUCAUCUAAUGGGACUCACGAUUGACUUCAGCGCAGGAUUCGUCUGCUUUGAUGCUGUGACAAAGGCUGUACUUUGGAGGUAUAAGUUUUCUCAUCUUAAAGGCUCUUCAGAUGAUGGCAAGAGCAAAAUCAAAUUUUUGUUUCAGAAUCCAGACACUAAACAGAUUGAAGCAAAGGAGCUGGAAUUUUCAAAUCUAUUUGCUGUUCUUCACUGCAUUCAUUCAUUCUUUGCUGCCAAAGUCGCUUGUCUGGACCCUCUCUUUUUAGGCCACCAGGCUACUGCUUCUGCUGCGGCCACUUCUACUGCGACAAGCAAAGCAAAGCACUCGACCUGACCCGCUGAGCUUUGUGUUGCUACUGACCCUGACUGUAUAAAUAGAACAAACAGACUCAUCAGUUUAGAUCUGGGAGAAACAAUAA